Molecule: messenger RNA, 2238 nt
Organism: Podarcis muralis (Common wall lizard)
Lineage: Eukaryota; Metazoa; Chordata; Lepidosauria; Squamata; Lacertidae
Gene: DCAF17
Product: DDB1 and CUL4 associated factor 17
Biological process (GO): protein ubiquitination
Cellular component (GO): Cul4-RING E3 ubiquitin ligase complex
Source: RefSeq, a predicted model, not a curated record
GUUCUGGAGGCGCGCGCGGUUUUAACUCCUGCGCCGGUCCUGAGAGGUUUGUUGUUGUUCCGCGCGCGCGCGCUGGGUAGUCGGAGGCGCGCGAGGACAUAAAAAGAGGCUAUAUUAUAUAUCUAUAUAUUGUUUGAAAGUUGCUUUGUGCGAAGCGGCAGCCUGUCCCGCUUGGAAGGUUUGCAAUGGAGUCCUGUGCCUGUUGAGUCGAUCACUAAGCCCCGCCUCGUGUGCCACCGGGCUUACUCCCGAGUAAGUUCCUGCUGGGCGGAUCUUGAUCUGGACGGUUGUCGGGCGGCAUAUUCCACACUGAUCACGUAGAGAUCCAGCGCCUGCGGUUACAUCCCUGAUCCCCUUUGCUUGCAUUCGCGGAGAAGCCCCAAUGCGUUUCAUUGAGUCUUGACUCCCAAACUACUUGGGUGGAAGCAAGUGGAAGUUUGAUGUUCCACCAACAUGCUUUCCAGUUUGUCUGCCUUAUCUGCCACAAGCAGAUUACCCUCUGCUGACGCAUUCGAAAAUCAAAAUAUUUGCUUUGCACUCACCAGACGAUCACAGGGAUUUCACACAAAAGAUGCUGGUGUGGUCUAUAGAAAAAACAUGGGGAUUCUGAGGAAGCUGGUAUGCCAGGAAAGUACAACAUUCAGGAACGUUUGGACAACACAUUCCACAUCUCCAAUUGCUUAUCAAAGUGGGAGGAUUUAUUUCGACAAUUAUCGGUGCUGUGUGAGCAGCACCACACCAGAGCCGAGGAUAAUUUAUCAAAUGCCAAGGCGGCCUAGAUCGGAAAAAAUAGAAGAUGCUUUGUUAUUGGAAUGCCCAGUGGGUGAAGUGCUGCCGACUCCAUCGGACUACAAACCUUCCUUGUUGGUUCUGACAGCAAACAACUGGCUCUUUCGCCUUUCUGCAAGUACGGGAGAAAUACUUGAAAAAGUGUACCUUACUUCCCACUGCAAUUUCAGAUAUCUAAGUUGGGAUGUUCCUCAAGAGAUCAUGGUUGUCAAGUCAGCUCAGCUGAAGCUCCCUGCGGCCGCACAGCAGGCUGGCAUCCAGCAGUCUGUGCUUUCCUUCCUUGCCGUGUUCAGAGUUCUUCCGCUUUCGUUCAUCGGGAUGCUAGAACUUGACAAAAAAAUCUUUGGAAACAGCAUGACAGACGCCACGUUGUCUCAUAACAUGCUGGUUGUGACGCACAGCUCUGGCCUUGUCAGGCUGUACAGCUUCCAGGCUAUCUCUGAGCAGUUCACAGUGUGCCAGGUGGAUCUGGGACAAAAGUACUUGAACGGCAGAGGUGGGAUUGUGGGAAAAUACCCCUUUGGCAUGCCCUGCAAUAUUAAAAUAACAGGUACCCCAGAUCUGCUUUUUGAAGUAUCUUCCCUGGAGAACACAUUUCAAAUUGGAGGCUACCCUUGGCAUUACAUCAUCACUCCUAACAAGAAAAAGCAGAGAGGAAUCUUCCACGUUUGUUCAUUGAAAGACCACGCUUUGGCAAAGAACGGCAUCCAGGAUAUGGAAUGUUCCUCGUUGGAACCUGACUGGAUAUCUUUCCACCCAGACACUUCUGGAAGAGUGCUGCAUGUGGGACCAAGUUUGAUUAAAGUUUUGAAGCUGAAGGAAUCUGAAAAUAACGCAGAACAGCAGGAAGUUACGGAAGACUUUGUCAUACGGGCCAACAGGAGAAAUAAUAUUAAGAACUCUGUAACGGUAACAGCGUCUGGCCGAGUUGUGAAGAAACGUAUGACACUACUGGAUGAUGACCCUGGGCAAGAGACUUUCAAAAUUGUGGACUAUGAAGAUGAACUGAAUUUACUGUCCGUUGUGGCAGUUACUCAGAUAGGAGCUGAUGGGGCCGCCCACCUUGAUUUCCACUGCAAUGAGUUCGGGACUCGACUUAAGAGCAUUCCGUUUGCGGAAUCUUGGGAUGUGACGUACAACCAUGAAGUUUACUUUGACAGAAAUAUAGUUGUGCACAUAGAACAGAAGCCCAGCAGGAUCUACAGCUGUUACGUUUACCAAAUGACCUGCAGUAGUUCUAAGGAAGAUGAAGAGAUAAAGAAGGGGAAAGGAGAACGACGGUUUUGUGAAAAAAUGGGGAAAACUUUUGAGGUUUUUUUGUAGUUCUAGCCAUUUUAGAGACUUUGCACCAAGGAUUUGUAAGCUUCUUUGAGCUGGUUAAUAGUUGUUACUCAGCUUCCUCUGUGUAAAUAUACAUCCUUUUGUAAUGAAAAAAAAAAUUCCGCUACA